UGUCGAAUUAUAUGGACAUAUACAGACUUCUCUCAAAAUUGAUUUAUUCACCGUUAUGGAGUCGAAAAUCCAAAUUUUUUGUGAUCUUCGAAACCGACAAACCUUGCGUACAUUCAUGGAAAAUUCUCGAAAGACUGUGGCGGUUUACUGUGUUAUCAAGUAUCAUAGCAUGCUCCGGAACCAGUAAUGAAACAAGCCUUUAUACUUAUAAUCCAUUCACAAAGCGAGCACCCGAUCCUUGGGUCAACACUCACAUGUAUUAUUUGGACUUCGAAAAUCGACCAGUGUUUCUUUUCAAUCAAUCUUUUUCAAACGAUCAUAAAAUAUGUGAGACUCUCUUCUUCGAUAAAACUGAAUUUCUUGAUGGCUAUCCCGUCAAUAUUGCCGCAACUUAUAGCAAUACUGAUUUGCUACUUGAUGUCAUAUUUAUUUCUUUAAACAUGACUCCACAAGUAACUUACUUUGGUAAUAAUAUUCACAAAUUAUUUUGGUCAAUAAAGGGUGGAGAAAACGAUAUCGCUACCUCAUACAAAUACAGUAUGGACCCUCGUAGUGUAGACACAGUGCCACUGAAGCGCGAAGCAUAUUUUAUUAUAGUAACACAAAAGGCAAGUUUUUUAUCAACGUCUUAUCAAAUUGCAAAUGUAAUCGAUAUAAAUGGAGCCAUAGCGAUAAUUUUUCUCCUUCUUCUAAUUACCCUCUUGAUUGUAUUGCACAAUGAGUAUCAGAUCGGAUUGGCUGUUCUGGAUGUCCUGAAGUUGCUGAUGAGUAUGGGGAUCGAUGCACCCCUUGACCGUCUAGCCAUGAAAAUCACCUUCUUCACGGGAUUUUUUUUCGUUUUUUUAUUUAGUCCAUUGAUUGAGGGACAAAUAUUUGCCGUAUUAACUCGCCCGCCGACUUAUAACAUUGAGUCCCUUAAAGACUUAUACGAUCAUAAGUAUCACGUAUAUUGUCCAUCGAUAGUUGAGGAUUAUAUUAUAGAAGAGCAAUUAUGGAAUACUGUUGAGGCCGAGAAAUAUUUGCAUUCACAAGAUUCACAUGACUCACUCGGGGAUUGUUUGAAACUAGUCAGCACAAAUAAUACGGUUGCAUGUAUAUUUCCAGAUGAAUCAUUAAUUAACGAUGCUGUCAAAAAAAAUUUGCAUAUAUCAGAACGUUUCAUGCUCAAAGCAUCAGGUUUUUAUCAGACGACUCACGAUUGGGUUCUGGCGGAUCGAUUUUACCAUAAAGGAUUAAACUUUCAAGAAUCCGGGAUCUUUGAUCGACUAAGUAAAGUUCCCCUGAAGAAUUCACUGAAGAAGAUAAAAGCUAAGGAAAGACUUAAGAAAAUCGUUGAUUAUCAAACAAUUGACGCUGUAGAUUUAACGUAUUUAUAUGUAUUUAUGGCAUUUUUCCACUGUUUGGCAGUUAUUGUUUUUGGUAUUGAGUAUAUUAUCGGACGUUAUCGCCGUCCAAGACAAUAACAAAUAAACAUCCAUUAGCUUACGAACAAUGUGUGUUAUUAAUAAGUGCAGUCGCGUGUGACCAGCUUAAUAAAUUCGACCACUUGGAUUGUCUUUCAUUCACAAAAUUUAAGGUCCAUUUAUUUUAGUUAGAUAUUUUAUCAACUGUAGACUUAUACAAUUCGUGAGUGUGAAAUCAAAUAUUUGGCUAUCGGCUUUAUUCUCUAUUUAAUAAUAUUCAUUCAAGUGACUACUUACAUAAUUUUUUAGCAUUUAAAUAUUAUUUAAGGAACUGUAAUAAUUAUGAUUAUAAUCAAAUUUGUAGGUUAUCUAUCAUGUGAUCGUUUGUAAGACGCGAGGAGUGAAGAUUGGUGCCCGAGCCGAACGCUAGGGUACCAACAUGCGAGCGUCUUAGACUCGAUUGUACUAGAUAAAUACAUUAAUUUUUUCACAGAUAUUCAAAAUUUACUACAUCUAGUCUCUAUAAAU
Molecule: messenger RNA, 1931 nt
Organism: Microplitis mediator
Lineage: Eukaryota; Metazoa; Arthropoda; Insecta; Hymenoptera; Braconidae
Exons: 2
Coding region: 12-1463 (483 amino acids)
Source: RefSeq, a predicted model, not a curated record